AUGCCUAACAUUACCAGCACUUCCACGUUUCUGCUCCUGGAAUUUACAGAGAUCCGAACCCUACAGAUUUUACACUUCUCUGCAUUCCUAGGAUUGUACUUGGUAGCUGUGACCAACAAUCUUCUCAUCACCAUUUUGGUAACUCUUGAUCAUCACCUGCACAGCCCGAUGUACUUUUUCUUAAUGAACUUGGGUGUUAUGGAUAUUGGUUCCAUUUCUGUUAUGGUACCCAAAGCUAUGUUUAAUUCCCUCAUGAACACCAGGUCAAUCUCUUAUUCUGGAUGUGUUGCUCAGGUUUUCUUCUUCUUUGCCUUUGCAACCUCUGACCUUGCCCUUCUCACAAUAAUGGCAUAUGAUCGAUAUGUCGCUAUCUGCAAGCCAUUGCUAUAUGAGUUAAUUAUGCACAGAGGAGCCUGCAUUCAGAUGGCAGUCAGUGCAUGGGUUAGUGGCAUUCUUAAUGCUACAUUACAUACUGGAGGUACUUUUUCUAUUACCUUCUGCUCCAAUGUGGUCAAUCAAUUCUUUUGUGAAGUCCCCCAUUUAUUAAAGCUCGCCUGCUCUGACUUGUACUUAGUUGAAGUUGGCCUUCUGGUGCUUAACUGUAGCAUUGUGCUAGGAUGCUUUAUGUUCAUCAUCGUAACCUAUAUGAAGAUUUUUGCUGCAGUGCUCAGAAUCCCUUCUGUUCAGGGCCAGAAGAAAGCCCUCUCCACUUGCCUUCCCCACCUCAUUGUGGUAUCUCUACUUGUAUUCAGUGGGAUCUUUGCCUAUGCAAGGCCUCCCACUAAUACUUCUUCUCAUCUAGAUGUAGUUUUUGCUGUGAUAUAUACUAUCAUCUCUCCGUUGCUCAAUCCACUCAUCUAUAGCAUGAGAAACAAAGAGAUCAAGACUGCAUUAAUGAAGCUUUUCUGUUUGGGGCAUUUUUUCUAA
Messenger RNA from Gekko japonicus, 927 nucleotides. Its product is annotated as olfactory receptor 14I1-like. Bases 1 to 927 code for a protein of 308 amino acids. Gene Ontology annotation, biological process: G protein-coupled receptor signaling pathway. The transcript has a single exon. Gene Ontology annotation, cellular component: membrane. NCBI's taxonomy places the organism in Eukaryota, Metazoa, Chordata, Lepidosauria, Squamata, Gekkonidae. The record is from RefSeq and is a predicted model, not a curated record. Gene Ontology annotation, molecular function: olfactory receptor activity; G protein-coupled receptor activity.